AUGUGCGUUAAAGAAGAUGAUAAUCGAUUUAGUUACUGCCUUAUAGGUUCCUGCAAUGGCUUGAUAUGUCUAUAUUGUGAAGAUACUCACGAAGAGACCACCGAGGAAGAAGAUACCACCGACGAAGUUAUACAACUUCAUCUGUGCUCCGUCGACUUGGUCGUAGGGAACCCUUGCACUAGAGAUGCAUGCAGGUUAUCAGGACCGACUCUUCCGACUCUUUUAGGAAGCGUAUUUGUAGGAGUUUUUUCGGGAUUUGGUUAUGAUUCCACCACCCAAGAUUACAAGGUCAUAGUAGAGUUCACAGAUUCUGAUCCUGAUAUAAGUGCAAGUGCAAGUGCAAGUCCAACUCGAAUUGCCAUCUUCUCUCUGAAAACGAGUUCAUGGAGACUCGUUGAAUGCCGAAAGCAUUACGAAUUGUUUGGGAACGGCCAAAGACACAUUUCAGGAAGUCGCUACAUUAACAAUAUUUUCGACAAAGAAUGUGAUCAUGAGCUCUCUGUGGGAAUUGGAACGACAAUGGGAAAUUGUCUCUUUGUGUAUGUUCACGAUCGGCACAAUCAUAAUUACAAUAUGGGUUUUGCCUAUACAAUAUGGGUGAUGAAGGAAUAUGGGAUCGAGAAAUCUUGGACUAGACUUGUACAGAUUCCUUCAGAUAUGUUUCUUGGGGGUUUUACAUGUUAUCCGAAGCCUAAAUGGAUGUUAGAGAAUGAUGAAGUUUUGAUAAUCUUGGAAGAGGAUGAUAUGUAUGAUGAGGUGGCAUUAUAUAAUCCCAAGGAAAAUACAUUGAGAACUGUUCUUAAGGAUUAUUGCUUUUGGUGGGGUUCGACAUUUUACACUGACACUUUAGUUUCACCUAAAAAUAUCUGGUAG
This is a messenger RNA of Rosa rugosa (rugosa rose), 873 nucleotides long. Its product is annotated as F-box protein CPR1-like. The coding region runs from base 1 to 873 and encodes 290 amino acids. The record is from RefSeq and is a predicted model, not a curated record. The transcript has 2 exons. Lineage: Eukaryota; Viridiplantae; Streptophyta; Magnoliopsida; Rosales; Rosaceae.